AUGCGCCUGUUUCUUAUCCCAAUCUCGACUCGACGAGCCUUGAUAUACGCCAGACCACUUCGACGGGACGCUGCAAAGGAAUUGUCGCUCCUAGACAAGGCCACAACCAAGGCAGCCCAAACCUGGGCGAGCUGGGAGGAAGCAGAGAAGGGCUGGAAGAAACACCUGGUCAGCUGGGGAAAUCGGGUCCAACAGCGGAUUCCAUUUGAAGAAUGGGGCCUUAAGAGCAUUCCGUCGCUCAAUGCACAGCGGCGGCUGGAUGAGACGCAUGGCAAGAACAAAAUCGAUGUAUUGUUUCCGGGCAACUCGGUGCGGCUGGACAACAUCCCCACUGUAUUGCAUACCAUCGCGACGGAGAGGCAGGAUUUGCAUCGCAGGAAGAUGUGGUGGAGUUUCGGAUUUGCACCGAUUACUGCGCCUUUUGGGUUGAUCCCAGUAAUCCCCAAUAUUCCAUUCUUCUACUUAGUCUACCGAGGCUGGUCCCAUUGGCGCGCAUUAAAUGGAGCGAAACAUCUAGAAUUCAUUGUCGACAAGAAGCUUUUGAACCCAGUACCACUACCGGAGCUGGAAUCGCUGUAUGCCAAGCGCACAUCACAUGCGCUCGAUGAUACCGAAUUCGAGAAGCCACAUUCAGAAAUCCUCGAGGACGUGGAGCAAAGCGAUGACCGACUUCUCCUGAAGAUGCCCGAUGCUAAGAAACUGGCUUCCAUCUUGGAAGCGCCUGAGCUGGCACUGGAGGCCGAGCGGGCGAUUUUCCAAGUCGGCGAGCAACUCAAAGCCCAAAAAGAGCGUGCGAAAGAGUCCCAGCAGAACGAAAAGAAGAACUCAUAA
Messenger RNA from Penicillium alfredii, 831 nucleotides. Its product is annotated as mitochondrial K+-H+ exchange-related family protein. Gene Ontology annotation, biological process: potassium ion transport; proton transmembrane transport. Bases 1 to 831 code for a protein of 276 amino acids. The record is from RefSeq and is a predicted model, not a curated record. Gene Ontology annotation, cellular component: mitochondrial inner membrane. Lineage: Eukaryota; Fungi; Ascomycota; Eurotiomycetes; Eurotiales; Aspergillaceae. The transcript has 3 exons.